AGAAAAAAGAUAGUAACGACUUCCACGUGGUCCUCGGGAAUGAAGCCUGUGAUUUGGACUCCAUGGUUUCUGCUAUAACCCUGGCCUACUUCCUCUCCAAGACCUCUUCCAGUAAAAAUUUGGUGUAUGUCCCAGUGUUGAACAUCCCUCGAGAAGACUUCCCGCUCAGGACAGAAUGCAGCUUCUUCCUGCAAGAAAACAGAAUAUCGGAAGAUCUGUUGACGUUCCGCGAUGAAGUAGACCUGGCCGACCUUUAUGAAUCGGGUCAGCUGUCGUUGUCACUGGUAGAUCACAAUGUGUUAGCCAGGUCUGACUCGUAUAUGGAAGACGUGGUGACCGAGGUUAUUGACCACCGUGUUUUGGAGAGGAAGCCCUCUGCGAACUGCCGGGUCACUGUGGAGCUGGUGGGAUCUUGCACCACUUUGGUUGCGGAGAAGAUCGUUCAGGAGGCACCACAAAUCCUGGACUUCCAACUUGCAUCUGUGCUUCGAGAUACCAUCGUAUUGGACUGCGUGAACAUGGCACCAGCCGCUGGCAAAGUGACCCCAAGAGACACGGAAUACGUCACCAUCUUGGAGUCGAAGUUCCCCGAAUUGCCUCAGAGGGGCGGCGUUUUUGACUCGUUGCAGAACGCCAAGUUCGAUGUCUCAGGUCUGAGUACGGAUCAGAUGCUCCGGAAGGAUCUGAAGUCGCUGACGGGUCGUGACGUCGCUCUGGCUGCCAGUGCGAUCUACAUGCACCUAGAGGACUUCCUGCGGAGGGACGGCUUGGAGAACGAUCUACAGACUUUUAUGCAGAAGAUACGGCUACAACGUCAUCGUGGCCAUGGCCAUCACCUUCACUUACAAUGAGCCCGUCAGGCAAAUUGCAGUGUACAGCCAGCAGGGGGAGCUCAGGAAAAAUGGUGAGCAGAGCCUUGGAGCAAGCCACAAACCCAUCCCUUGGCUUGUCUCUGACCGGCCACGGACCUUGCCAUCACGUGACCGCAUACCGCCAAGGAAACACAGGGGCGUCCCGCAAAAAAGUGCUGCCCAUCUUGAAGGACUUCCUGAGAAAGAGCGACUGCUCCUCCCGACCCAUGCAGGUGUUCCAGGAGGCCGAGGACUCCAAAGGACAAUCGGGAUUCAAUGAACAAAGUUUGGACAAUCAUUUUGAAUUCCCCUCAGACGAUGGCGAUCAGCCGGACUCCCAGGGGGAGGACUCCAAGGGAAAGGACUACCGGGCCCAUUUCGGGAAACAGUUGGAGGACGGUUUAGAGGAUGAAAACUCUUUCCCACCGACUCCUAUGAACAGUCUAGUGGAAGGUUGCCCCUUGGACCGAGGCCUACCGAAACUGACGGCGGAAGCCAUCUUGGAAAGGAUUAGCCGAAUUACGGUUGGGGAUUCGGAGGGAAAUGCAACGAUUGGGAGCCAAUGA
Molecule: messenger RNA, 1417 nt
Organism: Staurois parvus
Lineage: Eukaryota; Metazoa; Chordata; Amphibia; Anura; Ranidae
Source: the annotation of a GenBank genome assembly